Molecule: messenger RNA, 8296 nt
Organism: Pangasianodon hypophthalmus (striped catfish)
Lineage: Eukaryota; Metazoa; Chordata; Actinopteri; Siluriformes; Pangasiidae
Gene: asb4
Product: ankyrin repeat and SOCS box containing 4
Exons: 5
Coding region: 1435-2754 (439 amino acids)
Biological process (GO): neuronal action potential; intracellular signal transduction; negative regulation of delayed rectifier potassium channel activity
Cellular component (GO): axon initial segment; synapse; membrane
Molecular function (GO): transmembrane transporter binding
Source: RefSeq, a predicted model, not a curated record
AUAUAGGCCAUGUUGUAGCCCAUUCCACAACUGGGUGUCAUUUACCAAUUGUAACUCUUAAGAUUUAAAUUUUAUUUUUUAAUCAUUUUCAAACAAUCAAUCUAAGAAAAUGUGCAUUUAACUGUUACAAGAUUACUUUGCUGAGAAUGUUUGCAUUUUGCUCUUAAGUGACUAAUGGGACUGAAAGUAACAGGGUUGAGUUUUUGUUUUUGAAUUAGCAAUUUCUAAUGAUUUACUUAAAAUUAGAUGUGUUAAAAAAUUUACUUUCCAUCUAUAAUCUGGGUUAGUGGGUUGUACUUUUAAAGGGACCUCCUCAGCAAUUAUCACACUAUUACUGAAAAUAAACAAAAAAGAAAGGAAAACGUACUUUUCUUCUUCCCAUGAUCUUCAGGAAAUUCAGAUGAUGCAAUUUCCUGUUGAGUGACUUGUGACUUUUAUUCCAGAUGUUUCAUAGGGGUGAGUGUGUAUGAAACCGGUAACGGGAUUGUGUAAAAUGUACAUCUUUCAUAACCUAUAUUGGAUGACUCAUGGAAAAGGAUGCUUCAAGCAUGAGAUGUUAUAUGGAUUCACACAUUAAUGCACAAAGAAAGUUUUUUUUUUUUUUUAAUAUAUAUUUUGGGGUAAAAUAGGUGUAGUGGGCUGGCAUAGACAAAAUGCAGUUUUCUAAGUGAUGUAGACAGUUAUUAAAGUUGUAAGUUAUUUAUGGUAUCUGAAAAAAGCGCCUAGGUUGUUGUGAAGAACUCUCUACCUGUGCUUAAAUCAUCUUUUACCUUUACAUACUGCCUACAUAUGUAAAUGUGAUAUCAGUGGGAAACAGCCCUGCUGAAAAAAAAAAAAACCCUCAUAGAGUUUGUAAUGGUUUUAAUGGUUAUAAUGGGAAUUGUAUUGGUUUUAAUGGAAAUUGUAAUGGUCCCUGUGGGUCUCUACUGGUAAUUUGUUGCCUUUUAUUGGUAUAUAAUGCCAAUGGAUACCACUGACACGUCCUACUAUGUAAUGGAAACCAUUUGGUAAUAAUUUUAAUGGUUAACAGCUGAUGGUUUGUAAUGGUAUUUGUAGUGGAAACCAUUAUCAUUUCUGUGAUGGGUUUUUUUUUUCCCCAGCAGGGAAAAUGGCAUCCUAAUUGUGGACUCAUGUGAACAUGUAGAAAUGUAAAAUAGGGGCACAUUUAAACUUUUUGUAACCUGAAACUUAAGGGGUGUGUAAACUUUUGCAAUGCAGGACCAGUGCACCAUUGCUGCAAGUGUUUUUCAUUCUUGUGUGUUCAGUGUUGUGGCUUUCAGGCCUGAGGUGAUUGAUCUUUCUCUGGUACACAUGUAUACAGUGACAUGUGACUAGCACUUCGACGCCAUAUUUGAAUUCCAGUCAGUGGAUUUUGUAGAACUAAUGUAUCUCUAAUUCAAAUAAUUAUACAGUGUUUAACAGUAGACCUACUUAAUGCUGGCUUUCUCCUGCUACUCUAUAAAUAGUUGGAGGUGUCUGUGUUUCCCACUGCCCUGUCUGUCACUCACUGGAAGCGCAGACAAAAUGAAGCCUCGGUUUCUGUCCGCGCUGCAGCGCAACGACGCCGCCGAUGUGGACGAAAUCCUCCGCACCAGCAACAUGGACAUAGACACCGUGUUCGACGUGGAGGACAGAAGAAGAGUCCUGGCGUCUUAUAAACAAGGUUACUGGCUACCAGACUAUAAACUGGAGUCCUCCUGGGCAAUGGGCAUUCACAUAUGCAUGAUGCACAAUGCUGUGGAAAGUGCCUUGGUGCUUCUGCAGAGGGGAGCAGCAGUGAACAGGAAGCCCAAUGGGAAAACACCACUGCAUGUGGCUUGUGAAAUGUCUCAUGCUGACUGCGUGGGUCUGCUGCUCAACUGGGGGGCAAAGAUCAACAGUGUAUCCCUGAGUGGACACACCGCACUGCAUUACUGCAUGACGCAGGAGUCAGUGGACUGUGCCAGACAGCUGCUACUCAAAGGAGCAGACGUGAACAAGCCAAGCCAGAACAAUGACGAAGACACUCCACUACACAUAGCCGCACGCCUUGGUAUCUCUGAGCUGGUUGGCCUUUACGCUGCGCAUGGUGCUGAUGUGAAUAUGCUCAAUGCCCAUAUGGAGACCCCUUUGAUCACGGCUGCCUUCUGGGCUAUGGAUGCCCGUGAGCAGACUUACAGCGAGCAGCACCAUCUUGUGUGCCGCAUGCUGCUGGACUAUGGGGCCAACCCAAACCUCCAGGAAGAUGACAAAAAAACAGCACUGCAUAAAGCCUCAUGGAACUGCGACCAAGUGCUGAUGAAGAUUCUGCUUGAUGCUGGGGCUGAUCCCAAGAUCAUGGAUAUGAACGGUUGCGCAGCCCUUCAGUAUGUGCUAAGAAUGGUGAAGAUGCGGCCUUACUGUGUACCAUAUCGCUGCUUCCAGCUCCUGCUUAACUAUGGAGCAGCCAGAAUCUACCCAAAACAUUUCUACAAGGUGUUGGAGAUUUGCCAUGAUGACCCCAAGACAGUUGAGGUGAUGGCAAAUUCCUAUGAGCAUCUCAUGAGUACCCCAAAAUGGAGGGAAGCUAUUCCUGACACAACAUACAAGAGCCACGGGAAGUUUUAUGACUCGUUGUUUGCUGCCUGCGCCAGUCCGCGUUCUCUGCAACACCUGGCCAGAUGUGCCAUCCGUAUGGCGAUGGGCUGCUGCUGUGAAUCAGGCAUUAAACGACUCCCACUGCCUCCAUCAAUCAAACGAUACAUACUGCUCGAACCUGUGGGAAUCGUAUACUAGUGACUGUAUUGGCCCAAAGGUGAAUUUAGAAUGUGCCAAUCUCAAACUCUGUCCACAUUAAACCUUCUGGGAUAUAAGUGCUCUCAGGAAAAUGCUUGAGUUUGCACUGCAGCUUUGGUCAUAUCUACAGUAUUUUCAUUCUUUAAAAUACACUGCCAUUCAGAAGUUUUUCCAACACCCUAUAUUAACAUUCUGAGUUAAAUAACAAAUAACAAGGUCAAGUGAAUUACUCUAGUAUUAGAAAAUCUAAGCAGGAAAUAGGUAUAAAUGAACAGAAAAGUGUUUGAGAAACACGUUUAUUUUAUUGGGAAAAAAUGUAGAGCUAACUGGAAAAGACUAGAUUUAUCUGGAUCAUUCUAAUUAGGUACAUGAAGCACACACCAUAUAUUCUUACAGCUGAUAGCCUACUAACACUGACUAACAUUAACUGUAAGACAAAUCCAGGCUUACAAUAACUAACAGUCUUAAAGUAACGGCUUUACCAAACAAGUGCACUUGCCUUUAAUAGCACUCAUUUAGAAUCCCAUUAGAAUCUGAAAGUGGACGAUGAAGAAGUCCUUAAAUACAGAGAUUUAGGUAUUUCAUGGAUUGCUUAUUUACUUUUUUCCUCAUUUGAUUCUCAGUAGUGCGUAAACUGUAAUAAAACCUAAAAAACUUCCAAGUGUUCAAAAACUUUUAAUUGGCAGUGUAUUUAUUUCUAAGAACAUAUAUGUGAGCAGGUUUUAUGGUCUGGCCUUUUCUAAUAUUGAAAUGUUCACAAAUUGUUCAAGAUACUGUAAACCAUUAUUGUUAGAUUCACUUUGAAAUUAUUCCUUUGAAGGCAAUAUAUUUAUCAAUGAAAAAAAAAAAAAAACAAGUUUGAGAGCAUCAGUGAUAAAUAUGGCAUUUGUCUUAGCAAACUAAAAAAAAAUCUCAUUCUGCAUUCAUCUAAACAAACGGUUAUGAGCCAUAAGAUUUCAGUACAGAUUUCAGGGAGUUAAUAAUAUAAGAGAGUUUUGUUUAAAAUAAGAGGAUAAAUGUGAGGCAUGAUGUCAGCAGAGCUUUGUAGUUGGCAGCUGAAUGAAAAGAGGUAUUUAAGCCACUAAUCCUUUUGAACUCUUUCUCAAGCCGUUUCAGAGAAGUUAAAGAAUUGACAAGGAUGCGAUGUUGCUGUGUCAACUACAUUCAUAAAUUAACACAUCGUAAAGUAGCUACGUUGAAAUUUACAUCCACUAGUUUACAUUUGUAAACACCACUCAGGCUGUCACUGACCUCAGCAAGCCUUUAACAAAGGUUCUGAUCAACCAUUUACUCUGAGCUGAUCCUGUUAUAUGUAAACUUGUGUCACCUCCUGCUACUGUCUCUCACUACUCAGAGGUCAGAGUUCUGGGUGUGUUUGCGUGUGAGCUUAGAGGAACGUGUAAUCAAUCACCCACAGAGUGUCAUCUGGAAGUAAUGACUUUCCUCAGUGCACAUCCCGUUUCCAUUCAGAGCAGAAAAAGAAGCUCGUAACCAACCAUCAAGUUACAGACCCCUGCAUCAGACCAAAGAACAAAUUCCUAGUAGUAGCAUGAACUCCAUAUAUACUCAUCCGUGUGCAUGUUCUUGCUCUUACAUAAACAUUUAUUCAGAGAUGACGGCAUCUUUGAAAACAGCAGCUUGGUGUUACUAAGUGAAAGGUCAGGGAGUAAUCCAGAAACAUGUUCCUUAAAUAAGACUGUGUUGUGGCCACAUGAGCGUUUAUGACUGGUACGGCAGGAGAACCAAAGAAAGAGAGAACACAGUGUUCUAGGCACGUGGCUGAACUCCAGGACUACACACUGGCUCCAUGCCAGAAAGCCAGCUCUUCUUUUGUAACAGGCAUGGAGAAGAAGGAUAUGUGGAAGGAUGACACAGCAAAAAGUUCUAGAACCAACAUUUAACACUGGAACCAUUAAUAUCAAUAGUAAAAAACUGGCAAGUAGUACACAAAGAUUUCAGAGAAGCUGCCGUGCUUUGCUUAAGUAUUAACCCUCUUGAACAUUUCCACAUUUUGUAGUGUUAUCACCUGGAAAUGGGCAUAAUUGGGAUUAUGACAUGAAUCUACACAAAAUAGCCCAUAAAACUGAAGUGAGGGAAAAGUCUUAGUUUUAAAAGUUAUAGUUUUAAAAUUAUUCACAAAUAAACAAAAGGAAAAGUUUUGGAAGUAUUCACCCCCAUUGCUAUGAAACUCAUAAAUAAUGUCUGGUGCCACCAGUUGCUAUAAGAUGUCACAUGGUUGUCACAUGUCAUCUGUUGUCAUAUGAUCUCAAUAUAAAUACACCUGUUCCUGGAAGGCACCAGAGUUUGUUAGAGAACAAACUCUAAUCAAACAGCAUCAUGAAGACUAAGGAACUAUCAAUACAAGAUUACAAUACAAUCAGAUUAGAAGAGGGCAUACCCACUUAAACAAAAAUAUGGAGACACUCAUCAACACCUCCCACUAGUCAUUAUCAUGGGCUCUGUAGCGCAACAUAUUUGCAAAUGAGUUACAAUACAAACUCCACAACACAACAAGGAUACAUCAGCUGACAAUUAUUCGUUUGGUUUCCAACAAAUCAGAGAACAAAUAAUAAUUUUAAAAAAGCUUAAAGUCCAUCAGUCCUGAAUACUUUUUCCUCUUAAUAAUAAAAUAUAUUCUCUUAAAUAUAUUUUUAUAAUAAUGCAAUAAUUAAAAAAUGUUUUUUAUAAAAUGAAAAUUAUAGAAAAAAAAAACUAACAAACAAACAAACAAACAAACAAAAAAAAAAAAAAAAAAAAAAAAAAGGCCUGAAGGAGAUGGAGAACUAAUUUAGGGGUUUCACAGCAACAGCACUGAAUACUCAUGCAAUCAUUUUUAUUUGUAAAUUUUGUAUAUUGAUUCUCCCUUCAGUGCAGUAUUAUUGUCAGUUUUGUUUAGAUUCAUGACGUAUAAUCCAAAUUAUGUUCAUUUCUGUUUCAAGGUGUAACACAAAAAUUCUGGAAAAGUUCCAGAGGAAGAUGAAUACUUGCAAGUCACUGUAUGUCAAAUCACAUAGAUACAAAUACGUGUGUGGAGUACACGUGUAUAAUUACUGACUGUAACCCAUCUGUUGCUGUCCACAAUGUUUCAGUGCCCCUUUGCCCUGUACAUCUAAAAGAGACCCCUAUAAGAUCACCACAGAGCAGAUACUAUUUGGGUGGUGGAUUACUCUCAGCACAGCAGUGAUAUGGUAGCGUGUGUUGUGCUGGUAUGAGUGUAUCACGCACUAGAGUGUUAUUGGGCUUUUUAAACAUUGGGUGCAUGUAUUGCCCAUUUUAUCAUACAUAUCUACCUUGCUGUGUGUGCACUUAGAGACUAUUGCUGAUUUAUUUCCAUCCACAUUGCUUUUUAUUUGUGUCUGUCAUCCUCUAGCCUUCGCCAGUAGCAUCCAGUGAAACAGGAUGCUUAAUCAGCCUUCAUCAGCUGUGCAGGCAAAGUAUAAAGCAGAAGCUGCAGGAGGUAAAACUAGGGUUAAAGCCCAUGGAUUGAAUGUCAUGCUUUGACUACAACUAUUACAUCAUCAAGCAUUUCAACCAUUGAUUUCACCUCCUACAGCUAAUCCAUUUCAAUUUAAUGCAUAUGCAUUCUUUGGACAAGUUUUAACACACAAAAUAAUAUAUCACAAUAGUAUUCUCAUCUUUUAUUGUAUGAUUUAAUAUAUUCAGUGGAAAAAAUGCUACCUAACUCAAUGAAGUCAAAAAGCACUGCAUGUGCAAAUGUGGUUGAGUGGUUUACAAAACAGGAAGUAAUCCUGUAGAUGAUUUGCUAUGACAGUUACGGUUCCUGCCCCAUAUCACGGUCACAUGGCUAUAAAUAGAGUUGGUGAGGUAAAAGUAAUGACACACUGUAGUAUGCAAAAAGAAAUCAACAUCUGAUGCUCUUUUGUACUCUGUACAAAAAGAAAAACAUGUAGCUCGACAAAUCAGCUGAGCAGUGGCACGUCAACACAAAGCCAAGCAACAAAAUGUUUCCCACUAACAUGACCAAGUAAUUACAGCAUUUGAACUGGCUUGAAAAAAGCAGCUGUUGCCUCUGCAUUUGCCUUGAAAUGACUAGUGUCCCACAGUAUAUGGUAUAAUCCUUUUUAAGAUAAACAUACACAUCACUCUUGGAAUUCAAAGAAAUACAAAGUAUGGCAUACUUUUCUUUAUCCUGAGAUCAUGCAAUUAAAACAACAAAUGUUAUUUAUGAUUGAAAAGCAUACGAAAGAGUAUACAAUAUUGGUACUUCAGUGUUACAGUGUUAAAAUUCACAAGUUUAGUAGAAAGGACAUAGAAAAUUAUCAUUAGGUUAAAGAAAGGAAUCAGUUUUCAACAUCUGGUAAAUUGAAAUGUUAAGGUAUAUACAGAAUUUGGCCACAGUGACUGUACAUUGCAAUGUAUCAGCCACUACAUUUAAAGACACAUACUGUAUGUUUUUGCACGUUUUCACUGCAAACUGCAGCAAUAUACUGAACAUAUUAGGCCAGGCCCCUAUACUGCAUGUUUCUGCUCUGUGACUUGAUUAACACUGCUCAUUUUUUCACCAUUAGGACAUUAGAAAAAUAAAGAAAACCUUUUUUCAAGGUGCUGGUAAAACACAAACAAUGCCCAUAUACUGUUAUUCUGACUUGUUCUGUUCUUACUACUUUGCAUACAUAUACAGCAUUCAUCAUGCCUUCUCAAACGACACUGUAUGCUACUCAUGGCAGUUAUAUACGUCACAUUCACAGCAAGGCUACGUUCACAUUACAAACUUUAUUGCUCAAUUCCAAUUUUCUCAGAUCUGAUCUCUCUGCCUCAACGAUUUACAUUCGUGUUUGAAAGUGAUGCAUACCUUUCAUUAGCAUGAACAGACCUCGGCCCUCAAACUAGACGCAUCUGCACAUUUUCAAAAUCCUGUACAUCAUAGAAAAAUGCACAUUUGUGAAACAAUAUACCAGUGCAGUAGUGAUGAAAUAAAUAAACUAACAACACAAGCCUUCAUUGCAAAAAAGAAUUGUUCUGAAGGUUUGCCAAAGGCUGGUCAGCUUGUUCAUGAUCAGGUUAAAAAAAUCUAAUAAAAGGCCAGAAAGAUGAACCAGCAGCGUUAUGUGCAGUAAAGUGUGAUGUAAAAAAAGACAAUUAGGGUCAUAUGAAUGUGUAUCAGAAAUGUACCUAUGACUGAUCUAUGAAGAAUUUUUCUAUUCACACAGAAGAACAAAUUAUGCUACAAUCUAUUGUCCUUGGAACUCAGAAAAACCCAUUCAACUCGGGAAAGGCGAGAACUCGGGCAACAUGCACCUUGACACAUGUGAUGUCACAACAUUUUAUGAGCAAACAUGAACAAGACUGAUCUAUGUUAUAUGUCAUUUCUCAUUGCUAAUUGUGUAAAAAUAAUUCAUGUACAUCUUCUUAAUAUAUUUAUCAAAUUUAAAGACUGGCUAUAUGAAUAUGACCUUGCUGUGGACAUCCAUGUUUUUCCAAGACGAAGCACUGGAACGCAUUUAGAUCGAAUUUGUUUCUUUGGACUGAAGUUGCUUUUGUUUGCAUAUUCAUAUUGGUUGUUAUAGUAACAGUGCAUACA